AGCUUGAGCUGUCACGUGACUCCGGAUGUACACAUUUUAACAGACACAGACACCUGUCACUGGAAUACAGUGUUGAGUUUACAAUUUACACCUUAUUAUUUGUUACUUUGGUAAAGUAAAUAAACAACAUAGUGUCUGUAUAUAUAUGUACAUCCGCAGCGAAGUUUAUAGCAUGUUAGCUAAGUGUUUUAGAAGUUAUUUCACUAAUUAGUCCAGCUCCAUAACACAGCGGCUGAAUCCCAAAUGGCGCGCUAUUGUACUUAAAGUUCACCAGCUAGCGUGUGCAAGCCAUUAUUUCAUAGCCUGUGUAGUGCACUUGUCUAGGGAUCAGGGAGUAAUUCCGGACUGAGCAGCUUUGCGUGUUUACAGACUUGGCUGCCAGAGUGAGGUUUGAAGGAGGCGAUGGCGGGAGCGCUGCUUGAGUACGAAACGGAAAUGUUUCUGAGCCUCUUCAGCACGGAUGGUUUACUGGUCGCUGCAGAAGGACUCGGUAUUGACCGCAUUUUGUUACACUUCAUGAAGGUUUAUUCAGAGGAAGGCAGUCUGGUGCUGCUGCUGAACACAACCACUCCUGAGCAGGAGUUCUUUACAGAGCAGCUGAGAGCUGAAGGAGUGAGCCACCUUCCCCAGACCAUAAACAGUGAUAUACAGAGCAAUGAACGCUACCAUGUAUACACACAAGGGGGAGUGUUGUAUGUGACCAGCCGCAUCCUGGUGGUGGAUUUCCUCACUGACAGAAUUCCUGCUCACCUCAUCUCAGGAAUCCUCGUCUACCGUGCCCAUAAGAUCAUUGAGUCAUGUCAAGAGGCCUUUAUCUUGAGGCUGUACCGACAAAAGAACAAGACCGGCUUCAUCAAAGCUUUCACAGACAAGGCCACUGCUUUUUCUACUGGCUUCUGUCAAGUUGAGCGAGUUAUGAGGAAUCUCUUUGUGAAGAAGCUCUUUCUCUGGCCUAGGUUCCAAGCCUCGGUGAACAGUGUACUAGACAGACACAAGCCUGAUGUGGUAGAGCUGCAUGUGCAUUUGACGCCAGCGAUGAGGGCCAUCCAGAGCUCCAUUCUGGACAUCAUGAAUGCCUGUUUGAAGGAGCUCAAGCGGUACAACCCCACUCUGGAGGCAGAGGACCUCUCGCUGGAGAAUACACUGGGCAGUGCCUUUGAGAAAACCAUUCGCCAUUACCUUGAUCCCUUGUGGCAUCAGCUGGGCGCUAAGACCAAAUCUCUAGUGCAGGACCUGAAGAUCUUGCGAACUCUGUUGCUCUACCUCACGCAGUACGACUGCGUCACUUUCCUCAACCUGCUGGAGUCCCUGCGUUCCAGCCAGAAAAACUUUGGCAGCAAUUCAGGAUGGCUGUUCCUGGACUCCAGCACGUCAAUGUUUGUGAAUGCCCGUAGCCGUGUGUAUCGCGUUCCUGAGUCAAAAAAGAAACUCAAAGUUGGUGAAGUGGAAGAAAAACCAAAUGCCUCUGUACCUUUAAAAAGAGAGCUUGUGCUUGAAAAGAAUCCGAAGUGGGAGGCUCUGACUGAGGUGCUGCAGGAGAUUGAAAAGGAAAUGAGCAGCUCUGAGCACGAACCAGGCCGGGUGCUGAUAUGCGCCAGUGACGACAGGACGUGUGCUCAGCUGAAGGAGUACAUCCGGAAAGGUGCUGAUUCUCUACUCAUCCGCCUUUACUCACGCACUAUUGGUAAAGAAGAGUGUGUAACAGUGCCCGAGAAAACUAAACAAGGUAACAAAAGGGACGAAGGAAAGGUGCCCAAGGGCAAGAAGCCCCGAGCCAAAAAUACCAAACGUGGCACAAAGAAACAGCGAGCUUCACUGACACUCACACAAAUGGUGGGGCAGCAGAAAGAAGCUGAGGUGGAACAGAUGGGCAGCAGUGGAGACGAGGGAGAACAGGAUGAAAAGCAGGAUGUGAAGGAUGAAGACGUUCUUCCAAAUCUUAAAUCAGAUUCUUACUAUUGUGUUCUCCAAGAACCCAUGAUGGUCCUUCAUCCGCUGAAAGGAUGCUCGGAUCCGUACAGUCUAACGCGUGUGUUAAAAGAGGUCGAGCCCAUGUUUGUGGUGCUGUAUGAUGCUGAACUCAGCUUUGUGCGCCAGCUGGAGGUUUACAAAGCCAGCAGGCCAGGCAAACCUCUCAGGGUGUAUUUUCUUAUUUACGGUGGCUCCACAGAGGAGCAGAGGUACCUCACUGCUCUGCGUAAAGAGAAACAAGCAUUUGAACAUCUGAUAAGAGAAAAGGCCAGCAUGGUUGUUCCAGAAGAGAGAGAAGGCAGAGGAGACACAAACCUGGACCUGGAUCGUAGUCAUGAACCUGCUCACGCUGCUGCAGACACUCGCAAAGCAGGUGGACAGGAGGUAGUCAAAGAGCCGUCCCGAGUCAUCGUAGACAUGCGGGAGUUCCGCAGCGAGCUUCCUUCCCUCCUGCACCGGCGGGGGCUCGACAUCGAGCCUGUCACCCUGGAGGUGGGAGACUACAUCCUGACUCCUGAAAUCUGUGUGGAGCGCAAGAGCGUGAGUGACCUGAUCGGCUCGCUGCAGAGCGGCCGCUUGUACACUCAGUGCCUCUCCAUGAGCCGCUUCUACCGCCGACCCGUGCUGCUCAUCGAAUUCGACCCGGCCAAGCCGUUCUCACUCGUGGCCCGUAGCGAGCUGCGUCAGGAGAUCUCAGCCAACGACAUCACCUCCAAACUGACCCUCCUGACUCUCCAUUUCCCCCGGCUGAGGCUGCUCUGGUGCCCAUCACCCCACGCCACCGCACAGCUCUUUCAGGAACUCAAGCAUGCUCGGCCUGAGCCUGAUGCCAUCACUGCCCAGGCAAUUACAGCAGAAUCAGAGACGGUGGAAGAUUCAGGAGACCUGUACAACCCCGGGCCUUACGACAUCCUGCUGCGUAUGCCUGGAGUGAACGUUAAAAACAUAAGGGGACUCAUUAAACAUGUUGCCAGCCUGGCUGAGCUGCUCACUCUGAGCCAGGAAAAGCUGAGUGAGAUUCUGGGCAGUGCUAGUAAUGCCAGGCAGCUCCAUGAAUUCCUACACAAUCCCAUGGAUGUGGCUUCAGUUCAGAAGAACAAACAAAUGAAGUAUUAGUAUGCAAACAAGACUGGCAGAAUUGUACCUCUAAAAUGUAAUGCAUUUAUAGUAUACAGAAUGUGCCUCAUGUAUAUUUAAGUGGGAUUUAUUUUUUUAAUGUGAAACAUAAUGUAAUGUGAAAAAUAAUGUACAGUAUGAAUUUGCAACUGAGUUUGUAAAGUAAAUGAUUGAACUUUUUUAUACUUUGGCCUACAUUAAAAGAAUUU
Pangasianodon hypophthalmus (striped catfish) is the source of this 3296-nucleotide messenger RNA. It is a transcript of the gene ercc4, whose product is annotated as excision repair cross-complementation group 4. The record is from RefSeq and is a predicted model, not a curated record. Gene Ontology annotation, cellular component: nucleotide-excision repair factor 1 complex. Lineage: Eukaryota; Metazoa; Chordata; Actinopteri; Siluriformes; Pangasiidae. The coding region runs from base 403 to 3087 and encodes 894 amino acids. The transcript has 11 exons. Gene Ontology annotation, biological process: resolution of meiotic recombination intermediates; nucleotide-excision repair involved in interstrand cross-link repair; double-strand break repair via homologous recombination. Gene Ontology annotation, molecular function: single-stranded DNA endonuclease activity; damaged DNA binding; single-stranded DNA binding.